Molecule: messenger RNA, 747 nt
Organism: Nicotiana tabacum (common tobacco)
Lineage: Eukaryota; Viridiplantae; Streptophyta; Magnoliopsida; Solanales; Solanaceae
Source: RefSeq, a predicted model, not a curated record
AUGGUUCGAGAUGCGGAUGGGUUUAAAUUGUGGUAUUCAGGACGUGAGAGGGGUAAGAACAUAGUAGGUAUCUUUAUUGAUAGGGAUCUUAUGGAUCUAGUCAUAGAAGGUACGAGGGUGAGUGACAGGUUGAUGGCUAGUAAGCUGGAUGUGGGAGGGUUUACUUUAAAUGUGAUUAGUGCUUACGCACCUCAAGUGGGUUUGGAUGAGGAGGUUAAAAGGCAUUUCUGGGAAUACCUUGACGGGUUGGUCUAUGGAAUUCCGCACAACGAGAAGUUAUUCAUAGGAGGAGAUUUCAAUAGCCACAUUGGGGCGACCUCUGGGUGUUAUGACGGUGUGCAUGGUGACUUUGCCUUUGGAGUUAGGAACGGAGGUGGUACUUCGCUGUUGGACAGUGCUAAAGUCUUUGAUUUGGUGAUUGCUAACUCAUAUUUUCAAAAGAGGGAAGAGCACUUGGUCACCUUCCAGAGUUCGUUUGCCAAGACUCAAAUUGAUUUACUACUCCCCCAGAAGUGUGAUAGGGGUCUGUGUAUGGAUUGCAAGGUUAUACCAAGCGAGAAUCUAAUGACUCAGCAUAGGUUAUUGGUGAUGGACUUAGAGAUCAUGAAGAAGAGGAAGAAGAUGGCUGUGUAUGGUCAACCUAGGAUCAGAUGGGGUAUUUGGACUUAUGACAAAGAACAGGAGUUGGGGCAGAAAGUGCUAGCUAUGGGAGCCUGGAGGAGAAGUAGGGACAUGAGCUGUAUGUAG